Messenger RNA from Auanema sp. JU1783, 429 nucleotides. The record is from the annotation of a GenBank genome assembly. NCBI's taxonomy places the organism in Eukaryota, Metazoa, Nematoda, Chromadorea, Rhabditida, Rhabditidae.
AUGAGGAAGUGUCUACUUUUAUGUGUUUUCUUUGCUGUAGCCUAUGCCGGACAUGAGUGUGUUUGGAUUAUCGGCAAAGUAGACUGCGAAAACGAUCCCUCUAAGAAUUUAAAUGUCGAGAUACGUGUUUAUGAUCGGGAUGGAGUAGGUCCUUUUCGUCUUAUUGAUCCAGAUGAUUUAAUGGGAGUAACGUUUUCUAAUGAGGACGGCAGUUUUCAAUUAGAUGGAUGUGGGGAUGAUUACGAUUGGAUUCCUGGAGUUAAAAAUGUUCCCGAACCUUAUAUGGAGAUUCGUCAUUACUGUAACAAUCCUGAAGGCGAGACUAUAACUCUUCCUGAAUUCAGCAAGUUUGUUCCCGAAACCUAUGAAAUUGGUACCGUUGUACUCGAUCGAAAAUCAUAUAACAGAGCUGCCAGAAACAACAACUAA